CAAAACUUAUUUCAAAAUGUUUAUUAAAUCGUCUAAAGUUGUCAUCAGUUGUGCCUUCAGUUUAAUGUUGUUAACGGUUUGUAGUGCCAAAAAGGAACAACAGCAACAGCAACAAAGAAGUCAACAAGAAUUAUGGGAGCAAGAUCUAACCGAUACAUUCAAAAUCGAAGGCUCCGAUCAGGGCAUACAAAAAGUCAAUCUAAAAUGUGGCUCCGACUCAAUGCAUGUCAUGUUGGAGACCGAAAAACCCUUCACGGGUGUCAUGUACACACGGGGAAGUUUCUACAAACAAGCGGCACCCUGUUUCGUCAAACCCUCCACAAAUAGUGCCAAAUCAUUGGAAAUGAAUUUCAGUUUGGAUCAGUGUCAAACCCAAAAAGAAGGUGAACUCUAUUCGAAUAUAGUGGUCAUACAAAAUGAUCCUGAAUUAAUAACCCCCGGAGAUUCGGCCUUUUCAUUGGAAUGUGAUUUUAGACAGCCACGCAGUGUAGAUGUGGAGGCGAAUAUGCAGACCAGAGACAGAAUAGUUUAUGCCUCGAAAAUCUCCCUCACUAGUCCAGAUCCCUCACAGGCCACACACAAAACCACAUUACACUCAUCUGUCACUAGUGCCUCAGAUACAGUCACUUAUAUACCCAAACACAAGGCGGCUACUACCAGUCCAAAGAACACUAAAAAACCAAAGACACAGCAAAUUAAGCAAACAAAUAAAGAUCAUUCUCAUUCUAAUCGGUUGGAAGGUGACGAUGAUCUUGUUAAUGAUGAUGACAAAAUUAUACACUUGGGCACAGUGGAAGACGUUACGCAUAUGUAUACGAAAAGAGAAGAAUUGUAAAUUUCGUUUUAACAAAUUUACAGGAUUUAGAAAUACAUAAUUAUUUACUACUGGUAGUAAAUAAAACAUUUAAUGCAUGUCACUUUUACACGAUCAUACACAAAGCACAUUAUUUAUACAUA
Calliphora vicina (urban bluebottle blowfly) is the source of this 957-nucleotide messenger RNA. RefSeq lists its product as uncharacterized. The coding region runs from base 17 to 835 and encodes 272 amino acids. Lineage: Eukaryota; Metazoa; Arthropoda; Insecta; Diptera; Calliphoridae. The transcript has 3 exons. The record is from RefSeq and is a predicted model, not a curated record.